CCUGCACGGACCGCGCGCCGCGAGCAGCCAGGGAAGCGGCUCCAAGUCCUGGCUUGCGAGCAGAGGCUCCGCUCCGCGCUGUGAGAGACGCGGAGCGCCAGGGCCGGGAGCCGGCCGAGCUCAGUGUCAGUGGGACCGGUGUCCCCACCCCAGGACUCUCUCGUGGAGCCGAGCCCGGCCAAUGGCCGCAUGAGGAAGAAGAGCAGGGAAAUGGACUGCUAUUUGCGCCGCCUCAAACAGGAGCUGAUGUCCAUGAAGGAAGUGGGUGAUGGCUUGCAGGAUCAGAUGAACUGCAUGAUGGGGGCGCUGCAAGAGCUGAAGCUCCUGCAGGUGCAGACGGCACUGGAGCAGCUGGACAUCUCCGGAGGGGGUCCCGCCCCAGGCUGCCCGGAAAGCCCCCGGACACAGCCCGAGCCCCCUCAGUGGGAGGGUGGCAGCCAUCCCGCCAGGCCCGAGGCCUGCUCCCCCUCCACCCAACCUUCUCUUGGCAGCAGCACCAAGUUUCCAUCGCAUAGGAGUGUGUGGGGGAGGGACCUGGCUCCCCUACCCGGGACACAGCUGUCACAGCACCAGAGCUGUGCCCAGCAGGGGCCGGAGCUGGUGGAACCGGAUGACUGGCCCUCCACGUUGAUGUCCCAGGGCCGGAACCGACAGCCUCUGGUGUUAGGUGACAACAUUUUUGCGGACCUGGUGGGCAACUGGCUGGACUUGCCAGAACUAGAGAAGGGUGGGGAGAAGGGUGAGACCGGGCAGGUCGGGGAGUCCAGAGAAGGGAGGAGCCCACCGAGGGAGCUAGGCCGCAGGUUUGCCCUGACAGCCAACAUCUUUAGGAAGUUCUUGCGGAGUGUGCGGCCUGACCGUGACCGGCUGCUAAAGGAGAAACCAGGCUGGGUGACACCCACAGCCUCUGAGCCCCGAGCUGGACGGUCGCAAAAGGUCAAGAAGCGGAGCCAUUCCAAGGGCUCUGGACACUGCCCCUUCCCAGGCGCCGCGGAGCCCAGACGAGGGGAGAGUCCUUCCACCGGCUGCCCCAAGGCCCUGGAGUCCUCACCCCCUGGCUUUGAUAUUAACACAGCUGUUUGGGUCUGAAUCCUAGAGACAGAAAUUUGACUGAACCCCAAAGGGCCAGGUCCCAAUGCUGGGCCCCUGGGAAAGAGGUCGGGCAGGUGGUGUGGCUUUUAAAAGCCUAACUCCAAGUCCCUUCCCCCCAGAAAGGAGGGAGAAGCAAGAGGGUCUGGAGCAGGCCUGGCAGGUGUGUAGCUAGGAGAGACUGUGGCUGGGGCUGGCUGGUGGGGGAGGUGAGAGUUCCUGGACAGAGAGGAGAGAGAGAAUGUGCCUGUGUGUGUGUGUGUGCGUGCGUGCUGCUCACUUUGGGGCUGGUGGUGACAGCAGGGGAGGGGCAGGGGAGGAGACCAGGACAUCCUUCUGACAUUCCUUCGCUGUCCCCAAAGACUUCAGUUGCACAUUCUGUGUGGAUUAGGGCACUGGGGCCUCAGGUUUGCCAGAUAUGCCCCCAAUAGAGACCUUGUCUCUUGUGUCCCCAACCUUA
Vicugna pacos (alpaca) is the source of this 1549-nucleotide messenger RNA. It is a transcript of the gene INKA2, whose product is annotated as inka box actin regulator 2. The record is from RefSeq and is a predicted model, not a curated record. NCBI's taxonomy places the organism in Eukaryota, Metazoa, Chordata, Mammalia, Artiodactyla, Camelidae. Gene Ontology annotation, molecular function: protein kinase binding; protein serine/threonine kinase inhibitor activity. Gene Ontology annotation, cellular component: nucleus.